Molecule: messenger RNA, 927 nt
Organism: Trifolium pratense (red clover)
Lineage: Eukaryota; Viridiplantae; Streptophyta; Magnoliopsida; Fabales; Fabaceae
Product: cold-regulated 413 plasma membrane protein 1-like
Exons: 4
Coding region: 134-760 (208 amino acids)
Cellular component (GO): membrane
Source: RefSeq, a predicted model, not a curated record
AUUCCUAUGAGUUCACACAGUACACAACAAAACACUAGAUCUUUGCCUCUGUGUUGUGAUUUCCACCUGUUCCUGUCACAACACAACACAAUUUUCAUCUCUGCCAUUGAAGUGCUGAGUUUGCUAAGAAAAAAUGUGGAAAACGAAGAGCUACUUGGCAAUGAAAACAGAUUUUGAAGAGAAAGCUGCAGCACAAUUGAUUACCUCUGAUCUUAGUGACAUUGCUGUGGCUGUUAAUAACCUCGCUCACCAUAUCAUCAUCAUUAUUGGGGUCUCAGAUUUUGGAAUCUCCGUCCUCCAAAUCAUUGCUUCCAUUGCUGCUAUUUAUUUGUUGAUUUUAGAUCGAACAAACUGGAAGACCAACAUUUUCACAUCACUACUCAUUCCGUACAUUUUCUUCAGCGCGCCUUCAUGGAUUUUCGCCAUCUUCAGGGAAGAGAUUGGGAAAUGGAUCGCUCUCAUUGCUGUAGUAUUACGACUUUUCGCUCCAAGGCACUUCCCUGAUUGGCUAGAAUUGCCUGCUGCUUUGAUUCUUCUUAUUGUUGUUGCCCCCAAUCUGUUUGCCAACACCUGUAGAAGCAACGCCGUUGGGGUGGUAGUAUGCCUUAUCAUUGCAUGUUAUUUGCUGCAAGAACAUAUUCGGGCAUCUGGUGGUUUUAGAGAUUCCUUCACAAAAGCUCACGGCAUAUCAAACACAGUUGGAAUAAUUCUUCUGUUAGUCUUUCCUAUCUGGACAUUGGUUGUCUACAUUACUACAUAGGCAUAGACAUAGAGUGAAAAUUUUGUAUUUGAUUGAUAUAAGUGUAACAAUUUGGCUUCUUUGACAUUCAUUUGAUCGAAACUGAUAUCUAGGGACUUAUACAUGUCCCUAUAGUUUGUGUCUGUAUAAAUGUGAAGUGAAAUAUUAUUUGAAGACUUUUAAUUUCA